Messenger RNA from Dryobates pubescens (Downy woodpecker), 2075 nucleotides. It is a transcript of the gene TXNRD1, whose product is annotated as thioredoxin reductase 1. Gene Ontology annotation, biological process: cell redox homeostasis; glutathione metabolic process; cellular response to oxidative stress. Bases 185 to 1678 code for a protein of 497 amino acids. Gene Ontology annotation, cellular component: mitochondrion; cytosol. The record is from RefSeq and is a predicted model, not a curated record. NCBI's taxonomy places the organism in Eukaryota, Metazoa, Chordata, Aves, Piciformes, Picidae. The transcript is spliced from 14 exons. Gene Ontology annotation, molecular function: flavin adenine dinucleotide binding; thioredoxin-disulfide reductase (NADPH) activity; glutathione-disulfide reductase (NADPH) activity.
UCUCCCAGCACUACCUUAUUUUGUUCUUCAUUUCACAGAGGCAGCACAGAAGGUGCAAGGAGGGCAGCCUGAAGUAAGAGCAGAAACUUCACAGCCGGGUGGUUUUAUACAGGAGAAGCAAACAGGAGGUCAUGAAGAAACUUUAAAGACAAAUAUAGAAGACAAGGCUGAGAAACCACUGGAAAUGAAUGGGAAUACCCCAGUGCCACAUUCCUAUGACUACGAUCUCAUUGUCAUUGGCGGGGGAUCAGGUGGCCUGGCAGCUGCUAAGGAGGCUGCCAAAUAUGAAAAGAAAGUACUAGUGCUGGACUUUGUCAAGCCUACACCUCUGGGAAACUCAUGGGGUCUUGGAGGAACUUGUGUAAAUGUGGGCUGUAUACCUAAAAAAUUGAUGCACCAGGCAGCUUUGCUGGGGCAAGCCUUGCAGGAUGCACGCAAAUUUGGAUGGCAGUUUACGGAGGAAGUCAAUCACAACUGGAUGACUAUGACAGAAUCUGUUCAGAACUACAUUGGCUCACUGAACUGGGGCUACCGGGUUGCACUGAGAGAGAAGUCAGUCACAUACGAGAACGCAUAUGGAGAGUUUGUUGGGCCACAUACAAUUAAGGCAACAAAUAAAAGAGGAGUUGAGAAGCUGUACACAGCUGAGAGAUUUCUCAUUGCCACUGGUGAACGACCACGCUACCUGGGUAUACCUGGAGACAAGGAAUACUGCAUUAGCAGUGAUGAUCUUUUCUCUCUGCCUUACUGUCCAGGGAAAACCCUGGUGGUUGGAGCUUCUUAUGUUGCCUUGGAAUGUGCAGGGUUUCUUGCAGGUCUUGGGUUAGAUGUCACUGUAAUGGUGAGAUCUAUCCUCUUAAGAGGAUUUGACCAGGAUAUUGCAAACAAAAUUGGUGAAUAUAUGGAAGAACAUGGAGUCAAGUUUAUUAGGGAGUUUGUGCCGAUCAAGGUUGAGCAGAUUGAAGAAGGAGCUCCUGGAAUAUUGAAAGUUACAGCCAAGUCUGCAAAGGGGAAUGAAAUAGUUGAAGGGGAAUACAAUACUGUAUUGCUAGCAAUUGGAAGAGAUUCAUGCACAAGAAAUAUUGGCUUGGACAAAGUUGGAGUGCAAAUCAAUGAAAAAACAGGAAAAGUUCCUGUCAACGAUGAGGAGCAGACAAAUGUGCCCUAUAUCUAUGCUGUUGGAGAUAUAUUACAGGACAAGCUGGAACUCACACCAGUGGCAAUCCAGGCAGGGAGAUUGUUGGUUCGAAGGCUUUAUGCUGGGGCAACCACUAAGUGCGACUAUGUGAACGUUCCAACUACUGUAUUCACUCCUUUGGAGUACGGAGCCUGUGGGUAUCCUGAAGAGGUUGCGGUGGAGAAGUUUGGGGAGGAAAACAUUGAGGUGUACCACAGCCAUUUCUGGCCACUGGAGUGGACAGUGCCAUCCAGAGACAACAACAAAUGCUAUGCAAAGAUAAUUUGCAAUAUCAAAGAUAAUGAGAGAGUCAUUGGUUUCCACGUCCUUGGUCCAAAUGCUGGAGAAGUCACCCAAGGGUUUGCAGCCGCUAUGAAAUGUGGGAUAACAAAAGAACAGAUGGACAACACCAUAGGAAUUCAUCCUGUCUGUGCUGAGAUAUUCACCACUCUGUCUGUGACUAAGCGUUCUGGUGAAAAUACUCUUCAGGCUGGAUGCUGAGGUUAAAGACCCCCAUUCUUGUUAUUGCCAGAGACUGACCUUCAUCACAAUGUCCAACUUGUGCAAUUCAGAAGAAAUGCGUAGGGACAGUCCAUCCUUGGAUGUCUGCAGAAGUGUGUAGAUAUUAACCAGCACAUUCUGUCAUCCUAAUGGAGAAGAGCGCUGUGGGAGUUGGUCACUUGUGGUGAUUGGCUGGCAAUUAGCAAUGCAAUGGGAAUAUUGACUAUGGAGCUGUUGCUUAGCAGGGCAUUUAACAAAUGCUUUCAUGAAGUCAUAGCCUGAAGCCUGCAUUGUCUGGUGGGCAGUGAUGGAAGAACUGCUAGCACAGCUGGACAACUGUUCUGGUUUGGUUUCAUUCCUCUCUAGUUUCUUACUUGAACAAAGAACCUCUGAACUC